GACUAACAAAUGUUAAAAAAAAGCUUUGUGUCUGUAAGCACAGUAAAUUUGUUUUGGAAGUCAUUUAGAUAUUGUGUAAGUGAAUGCCAUGUUGCAAUCUUGCACUAAGGCCAAAAGCAGAACACCAAGCUCAGACUCUGCACUUUUGUAAUCUAUCAGCACAACUUUUCCCCUCUUUUAACAGCCAUAGUGGAAGCACACUGAACUAGCAAGUGACUUUUAUAGCUAAUCCUUGCAUAGUCUUUGCUCCAUAUUCUUCUUCCAAUUUUUGUCUCAUAAAACCAGUCACUGAAGUUAAUGCAACUUAUCACCCAGCAGAAGUUACAGUAUGAAGAAACAAAAAGCUGCACAUCAAAGAGUCUUCUGUGCAGACAGAGCAGACAAAAGGCUUCUUUGUGAUGAAUGUGCAGCGUUAGCUCUGCCACUCUAAAUCAGCAGUGAAUUUUCUUCAAUUCUAGCAUUGAAGUAAAAGAAUGUCCUUUGUUCUUGUGGGGGUUUACUCUCAUUUCCAAACUGCUGGCAGGCAGUAAGCAUUGACUUAACACACAAAAUUAAUUUCCUGUGUUCAGAAUCGUGAUAUUCUUUUAUAGAGGUGUAUCUUGGUUUAUUCAAAUUAGUAAUAGGUAAUUCACUUCACUGCAGUUAUUCCUGCAGUGAAGGGAAACAAGCAGCUUCCACAGUGAUGUCUGGAAAUCAUAGGAACCACUGCUAACAAGACCCCUGAUUUUUUGCCACAGCCUCCAUGGAGAUAAUGUAUUGUUGUUGUUGGUUGUUGUUGUUAUUGCAAUAUAUGGCUGUAGUUAAUGUUGUGAAUACCUGAGUUUGCAAUCACUAGAGUUUGGUUUCUAGGAAAAUAGUAUGAAAGAGCCAAAAGAAAUACCAUCACAGCUCCCAUCCAAAAUUACAGGGAUUAGGGCAGACCUUUCCACCCACAUGCAGGGUCAGGGACAUUUCAAUCACGUUUCAAUACAAGUGGACUUUUUUCUAUAAACUUGGUAUAAAAUUAUCACUUGCUUUUGUUAGUACUGUGAUGACAAGAUAUUCCUUUGUGUUUCUAAAGGGGGAAUAUGGCUUCUUAAUUUACCUUCAAGGACUAAUCAUAUUUGCAGGUAGUUUGGAAGGGAAAUUGGCCCUUUUUGUAUUUGGUAUUAAUUGCUAUGUAAUUAGUAUUUGUUACAUAGAGGCCUUGUGCUUUUUGACUGAAAGAUUUGCAUCAUGUUUGACAGCAAAGCAGUUAUCUACUAGAGACAGUUGUUUUAUGUUACCAAUAAGAAUGAGAAAGAGUGAAAUAGCAUUUGGUGAAAGUGUGAGAAAUUGUAUCUCUAGGCAGGCUGGACAAGUAACUUUAACACUGGGUUAAAAUGGAAUGAUGGAGUCUAGUAGAGAAGUUACUUUAGAAUCCUAAGAAAAUCUGAGAGUGUAAGUGAGGAAAAAGAAAUGGCAAAGGGGAAACAUAAAGACCUAGAUUAUGGAGAAUGAGAGUAGUGUUGAUGGUGCUAAUAAAACUUUGUUAAGGGGUUGGCUUUGGGCAGAGAUUGUUUUUUCAGGGUCUUCACUUCUGCAGUGUAGAAUGGGUUUGGAGUGAGUGUGCAGCUAAAACAUGAUAGAACAUGAUGAAAUCAGUUGCCUAGGAGUAUUAAUUUCCUUCUUCAUAAAGUCAGAAAUUCAGGCUUUUUGCUGUCUCUCUGUUGGUAAAGCUUGUGUGAUACACAUCCAAUGUGGGAAUUUACGACUGCAAGCCAUAUACCGUUUAAUAUACUUACAUAAAUGGCAGACUCAUUAGUUUUCAGCUCAUGAAUUUUAAGACUUCUGAUGUGAUACCUCGCUUCCUUUGUGUUAUAUCUAAAAGCAAAUUAGUGACCUGUUUAUUUGCAUUGUGGGAUAUGAGUUUGUUAAGGUCCCAGUAAAGAAGACAGACUGUAAAGUAUUGCUUAAAAUACCAUUUGUUGUGGCUAACACUGUAAAGAAAAAGGAUGGUGUAGGUAGUUUUAUUUCCUUCCAGGUGCUGAGUCUUGUAGUAUUGAACAGGUCCCAAAUCAGAGCUCAGCAGACUGGGAAGAUCAUGUCCAGGGAAAGAGGCGUCUGACAUUUUGGUUUUUUCAGCUCUUACAGAAUUUUUUUUAAGACAAUUCUAUUUCUCAUGUCUACUGUCAAACAGAGAGUCAAUUCGCUUAAGGGCUGUUGCACUUUUAGAAGAAGACAAGGACACGCAGUCGGUGUAAGGAGCGGUAUGGAGUGAGAGCCACCUGUGGGCCCCUCUCCUCCGGCUGGCGUGUCCUGCAGCCACGGGAGAUGUCACAGCAGAGCCUGACCGCCAGGUCUGCAUCAGCACAGCGCCGGCCCGCGCCUCCUGUGGCCACCGCCGAUCCCUCGUCCUGGCAGCAUCACUACUCCGGGAGGAGACAGCCCUUGGAGAAAGAGCCGCAGUGAUGCACCUACAGGCUAGGUUUUGAGAGAACCAGUGUUUUCAGGGCAGAUAUACAGCCUGGGUGGGUGGGGAGUGAUCCUAACUGGAACUUUUAAGUAGCUUCCAUAUCAUCAUCAUCAUCAUCACCAUCAUCAUCACAAUUAAUGCUCAUACUACUAAUAAUAAUAUAUUAUAAAAUAUAGUGUGAUGCCUGAAAUAGAUACAUUUACCUCUCCCUGUUAUUUUGUUGAACUCUGGACUGAUGGAGGGUGUUUUUGAGCUUGUGCAUAGUUUUACAUUGUCAUGAAUGAAUUAAUUUUGUUAGGGGCAGGGGGUGGUGAUGUUUGGAUUUUCUCUCUCUUCCAGUUUAUAAAUAAACUUUUUUACAAUUUUUUAAAAUUAUAAAUAUUUUUGAAAGAAGUAGCCUGCAAAACUCUUAGCUGAAAGUAGGAACUUCUGUAUUUCAUAAUGGCUCAUUGGCAAACAGAUGGCACAUUUUUCACCUAGUAGAAAAGUAAAAAUAAUAAUUAAAAUUAAACUGUGAAAAAGUUUACUCAACACAGUAUUCAACUUCUCCUUGAUUUAGGGGGAAAAACAUCCAGCUGCUCAGUUAUCGUCCUUGUGAUUCAUCAGCUGCUGUCUCCUGGGCAGGUCUGACUGCUGAUUGGGCACAGAACUUCUCAAGGUGUGUCUUUGUCAAGAAGCUUUUGCAUUUCAAGAGCACACAGUAGACCAUGAUAGCCUCCUGCUAUGCUGAGAUCUCUAAGUUACACUUGAGAACCAAAGUUCUACUGGAAGGUGUCCUACACUGCAGCAGUAUGGAUCAUCCUGUCUCUGCACUUGUGCUGCUCUUGGAGCAGAUUGCUACAGAAUAUGGUGAGGCAAGGCUGGAGAGCUUCUGAGGAAGAGGGUCAGUGCACAGCACAGUGUCAGUAGGAGCUUGUGAGGAGUUCUGCAGAACUGAAGUCAGCAGGCUCUGGCUGUUCAAGCUGAGAAGCAGCUGUGGAGUCUUUUCAACAGUGAAUACUGGCUCAAUUUCAGCACUGAACUAACACUGCUUGUGCAGAGUUAUAGGCAUUGGGAAGAAAUAGAUAAUGAAGUAUCUACCCAUUUCUAACUGGCUGGCCCAGCUUGGUCUUGCAGAAUAUUGCACACUCUUUGAACAGUACGAUGGUAUAGAGGACUUAUUCCAUCUUACGGAAGUUGAUCUUAGAAAACUGGGAAUUGAAAAUCAAGGCCACCGAACACACCUCAUUUCCAAUAUCCUGCUGCUUCAGGAGGUAAAGCAAAAGAGAGAACCAAAAAUGAUAGCUGCAGGAAAAUUUUCAAGUCUUCCCAGAAAUGGCCCAGUGAACCACCAGUUCUCAUUAGCUUCUUCCAUGGACCUUUUGACCACAAAACCUUCACCAAUUGAGCAUCGCUCAAACUCCUUCCAAGGCAUCUCCAUCCAUGGCACUCUGCCCAGGAAGAAGAAGGGAGCAGUUCCCUCUAGGUCUUGUGAUAUGUUUGGCCACGUGGGAACGUUGCCUUACACCAGAGCAUGGCAGCAGCCACCUUUUAUACAGGACAUUAUAGAAGAAUACCCUCCAGAAAAUGGAAAGAGCAGCGACCUCCAUGCCAGAGAUCAGAAUAUUCUGGAUCCUGCAUUGGCAUAUGUUAAGUUUUCUAGGGAGAGGCAGGCUAUGGACAACAGCCCGGAAAAGCUGAAGAAGGAGUUAGAGGAAGAGCUGCAGCUGAGUAGUGAAGACUUGCGUAGCCAUGCCUGGUACCACGGACGUAUUCCCCGGCAGGUGGCAGAAGGCCUUGUUCAGAGAGAUGGAGAUUUUCUGAUUAGGGAUUCUCUCUCCAGUCCUGGGAACUUUGUUCUUACCUGUCAGUGGAAAAACACCCCUCAGCAUUUUAAAAUCAACAAAACAGUUCUAAGACUCAAUGAAGCCUACUGUCGUGUUCAGUACCAGUUUGAACUGGAAAGUUUUGACACUAUCCCUGGCUUAGUCAGAUACUACGUUGGGAACCGCACACCAAUAUCGAAGCAGAGUGGAGCAAUUAUUUUUCAGCCCAUCAACAGGACUGUGCCUCUCAGGUAUCUAGAAGAAAAAUAUGGUGUAACUCCAGUCCAACAGAAAGAGCCAAGCACCCCUGGAGGAAAAACAGAAAGUGCAAAAAGGCUGAGUCUUGGUAUAUCCAGCAUGCAAUCCCCGGAGCAGAGCAUACCCAGAGGAAAUCUUCUGAGAAACAAAGAAAAAAGUGGUAGCCAGCCAGCUAGUUUGGAUCAUGUUCUGGAGAAAAGAUUCCCUUUAAAGGCUCACCAGUCAGAGAGCUAUCUGCUAAUAGGUUCAAGACAUCCAUCUCGAUUACCUGAAGCAGAUGCAAACUCCUGUCCAAGCUCACCUGCAUUUAGAACAGGCAGUGAACCAUCUCUAAGCCCCACAGUUGUUCAGAAAGUCACCUCAGAGUCACAGCUAGGGGAAGCUCUUAGAGGAUCAGACAGUCAGCUCUGUCCAAAGCCUCCCCCUAAACCUAGCAAAGCCCCCCUGAUGAAGACCCCAGAUUCUCCUUUGGCUUCCCACAGCUCUGAAGGACAUUACUGUGAACUCAACCCAGCCAGACAUCCUACAGCAGCAAAACAACCCUUGUGUCAGAAAAACAGUUAUGUGGAACAUCUGACACAAAAGGAGAAGGCAACAUUCAGGAACUCUGAAACAAGCUAUUUGAUCCUUGAUGAAGAUCCUGCAAUGAACCCUGCAGAUCCUUCAGAAGCUUCAGCUCAGAUGGCUGAAGAAGACAGCAUCUUUUCUGCACCUGUUUAUGAGACAGUGUCUAGUUUUAAACCGAAUGAUUUUGAAUCCAAACUACUUCCCCCUGAAAACAAGCCAUUGGAAACAUCCAUGUUAAGAAGAGUUAAGGAGCUCUUCACCAACAAUAACCCAAAGAUUAUUGCACAGCAUAUUCUCAGAAUGGACUGCAAGGUGGCAAGGAUAGUAGAAGUUUCUGACGAGAUGAGGAGGAAUAUGGGAGGGAACUCUGGUCUUGAACUGAUCACUUUGCCUUACGGACACCAGCUGCGCCUUGACCUGAUUGAGAGGCACAAUACCAUGGCAAUAGGAAUAGCUGUUGACAUCUUGGGUUGCACAGGAAAUGUAGAAGAUCGAGCAGCAACAUUAAACAGGAUCAUCCAAGUUGCUGUGGAGUUGAAGGAGUCACUAGGGGAUUUAUAUGGAUUUUCUGCCAUUAUGAAAGCACUGGAAAUGCCACAGGUCAGUAGACUAGAACAAACCUGGACGGCUCUAAGACACUGUUAUACCCAGACUGCCAUUAUGUAUGAAAAACAGCUGAAACCAUCGUGCAAAGCUUUGCAUGAAGGACAAGAUGACUGGACUAAAACUCUCAGAGCUCCACAGAACAACAUAACAGUGCCACUGCUGAUGCCUCUUGUUACCUUGAUGGAGCGCCAAGCUGUUGUGUUUGAAGGCAUGGAGCUGUGGGAAAGCAGUGACCAAAGUGGUGAAAUAAUGCUCAGGCACCUGGGCACAGCUCGCCUGAUCGCGGAGCACGCCGAGACCUUCCGCCUGACGGCCGAGCAGCUGCUGCAAGGUUUCCAGCCAGACGAAGAGCUGAGUGAAAUCUUCAAGACAGAAUUUCAAAUGAGAUUGCUCUGGGGCAGCAAAGGAGCACAAGUUAAUCAGAGUGAAAGAUACGAGAAAUUCAACCGGAUCUUAACUGCACUUUCCCGAAAACUGGAACCUCCUCCAGUGAAGCUGGUGGAACAAUUAAGUAUAUAAGACUCUGGAAACACUGUUAAGUGAUAUACUUGAAAUAACCUUAGCAUUCUUCUGGCAAUUUGAUACUGCACAAACUUCUUGCAUUUCACAAGAUGUUUAGAACUUUUAACUGCACAAUGCACACUUGUUUUAAAACUACUGAUUUCUAAACAAAUUAUUUAUUUACUGUGUCACCGAGUCAUUUACUGACACCUCUAAACAGUUAGGUUAUCCCUUUAUUUCCCCCAAGUUGCAAUGUUUUAAUGAUGCCAAGGAGUAAGGGCAUUGGCAUCUUAAUAUUAAGAUGAAGCAAAUAGUGUAAAUAAAAUGAUAGAGUAAUUAUCUGACAGGGCAGGAAAUUUGUUGUAUAAUAUUCCUUUAAUGAAUAUAAAAAACACUGUAGAUAGAAUUGUGAAGUGUAUCUUUAUGGAAGAUAAUUUGCAUAUUUACAAAUGACAGAAACACUGCAAGUUGCAGUAACGAUCCUUUAUCUAUAACUAGAAAGCUCAGACAUCACUGUGCCUAUGAAAGCAGUCUGUGUGUCAGGACAACUUCCCCUUUUUUUUAAGGCAGCCUCUAUAGUACUUCAGCUUUUGCUGGGGCCUGCACAACAGCUAUGCUGCCAGGAAUGAAUGAUGAAAUGGCAAGAACAAACAAUCAAGAUAAUUAAAAUGCUUUCAGACAUGAGUAAAUGUGGGUGUAUGUAUGUAUGUGUUAAACUUGCUUCAUUUACUGAGGUGAAUCACUUUGGUAAGUACUUUUUCCUUGGAUGAAGACAAAGCAUAAGGUGUUACCACUUUUUUACAGGAAAUCAGCAUGCACACAGCUCAUUGUACAAAGAGUCUUAGCAGCAAAUCCCACAUUGUUAUAUACGGAACUGGUGGCAGGGUUGUCCUGAGAUGUACAACUAUUUAAGUCAGAGCUGCACGUGCUUGUUGUCAGUAAGCCUAUUUCUGGAGUGAGAUGUUAUUACUCAGAGUAGUGGAGUACUGGAGUAGGAUGACAACAAAGCCAACACCGGAUCUGUUCCUCCUAGCUACAAUCACAGCAGAGGAUUUUACCUCCAGAACAAGAUUUUACAGACCUCAUACUGAACAUGGGCCUGUCAAUCUUAACAGAAGACAAAUGGGGAAGCUAAUUACUUAGACCAUGAAAAGAUUUUUUUUAUUCCAUGAAAAUAUUCUCAACAGAGAACACUAUUUUUAAACAAAGCAUUUAACAUUUAGGAAAUCAACAUGUGCACAAAAAAGGAUUAAAAAAUUACUGGAAAAUGUUUGAUUCUUUAAGACAACGCACGUUCAGAAUUUUAGAGUAAGUGAUUUAUAAGCUGUGCAAGUACAAAUGCUUUUUCCUAUGUUUAAUAACCCUCAUACAAGUUGCACUAUCCCUCUUGAAAGCAACCUGCCUCCAAAGGAAGCAAAUCCUGGUUUCAGAAAAACAAACAGUAGUGUGAAAAGAACAUUUAGUCUUUUACCAGGAAGUGUUAUUACUGACCUCCGAGGCUGUUAGCCAGGCAGACCACAGGCCCUUAACCAGAAAAUACACAGAUCACAUUUCUUCCUCUUCACAGAAUUACAGAAUCACAGAAUAUUCUGGGUUGGAAGGGACCCACAAGGAUCACUGAGUUUUCUCCAAAAUAAAAAAGUACUAAAUUUUUAAAAAAGAAAAAAAAAGAAAAGAAAAAAAUCCCAAUCCCAACAACCCCCCCAAAAAGCCCAAACCCAAAAAAACUACCUAAGUAGUUUUGUCAGUAUUGAGUAAUGUCACAUUAUUAUAUAAAUAACCCUGUAUACAAGCUCCAAAAAUCUAAACUUUAGAGUUUAAUAGGCCCCAUAAUACACUAGGUCAAGCUGUGUAAUAGUGGUAUACAUAACAAAGGAAUAAACCUCUACACAAGUCACUCAAAUUCAGUUUUACUGGUAGUACAGUUCCUAAUAACACUGAAAUGAAAAAGAAUCCAGCACUGCUGCAUCCACAUAUUGCUUCAGACCCCAGAAAAACAGGAUGUUUUAAUUAUUAUUCCAUCAUACACUGCCAAACAGCAGGUGGCUGGGUUGACAAGCUUGUGUUGAUGUAAGUGUCCCUCCCCCCCCAACAUUUCUAGUCUAAGUCUUAUCACCCUAAUCAAUCAGAUAUGAUGUACUUAUUAAUAGAACCACAAAUGGGAGGCAAGACAACAUAAGCAAUAGGGGCACUGCAGACAACUAUAUUUACACGUAUAAACAUAUCCAAAUUUCAAUUGUUUACAAGUAAAAGUGCACAAAGAUCAUUACGAAGUAUCACUCAAAUGUCACCUGGUCCAUACAAUGAAGCAUCACCUGGAAAUGGACUAGCACUGCAGUAAUUGAAAUUGGAACGUCAUAGUGAAAAACUAAAAGACAGUUUCCAUAAAAAUCUUUUAAAAAAAUAUUAAAGUCAAAUGAAGAGAUACACAUUUCAAUGUAUAAAAGUCAUGGAUGCACCAUGUAUCCAGUAAAGUAGAGCUCUAGAAAACACCUACCGUGGCUACCUCAGCAGCUGCAGCACUGUGGAAAGAGCUGAGACUCAAAGCCCUUUGUGGGAUACUGUAAGUGGUAGUGUUGGCAAACAACAGAUUUAGGCACUCUAGUUUAAGGCAGCAGUUGAAUGGCAAGUGGUUGACUUCUGAAAACAGUCAUUAACUUGCAGUGGUGAAUCCUCUGGUUGUGCUCCAGGCUGUCAGUGCUCACAACAGGUUACUGAAGGGCUGAAGGUGGACCACAGUUCUAGAAGUUUCUCUUGAUUGCAUUGUAGGCUAGAGCUGAGAUGCAUUAUUUCCCCAAAUUAACAAAAUACCUUACAGUCGCUUAUCAGUUAUGCCAAACAUCUGGAAUGUAAUGAUAGUUGCAGUGGUAUUGUUAUAGCAGCAUACAUGGAUACUGGGAUGAAACUCUAGUGCUGAAGAUAUUUAAAGAAAAUGAUUUGUUACAAAACAAGAUGAGCAAUGAUGGCAAAGUGUUACACAGAACAUGCCUGAGUGUCCUAGGCAUGCAGGAGGAGGUUAACGGCGAGCAUGGAGGUGGCACAGGCAGACUGAUAAUUGACACAGGGCUCUAAAUGACUGCCAAUAAAAGUGACUUGGAAAUGAGUAUCAUUGAGAAAAUCAAAACGUAGCACAAGCUAAAAUAUAGUUUGUGCACCUAGGACAACCUAGGACAAUGAAAAUAAAGCAAUUUUAGGAGCAGUAGCCUUUUUACUCUGGUAAUGGAACUCUAUUUUCCUGCACAAAUUGAAGAUUUUGUAAUACAUCCUUACCUAUAUAUGGAGAUGCUAAGAUGUUAGUGACUACUAAAUGUAUGUCUGCAUGCAUUCAUGCAACUAGCUUGUCCCUUGGGCCUCCCAGUCUAGCACCCCUCCCCUCCCCACCCCCACCCCCCCAGCAGCUGCAUGUAACCUCCUUCAAGAUCUCGCCCAUUUUCUCAGAAACCCGCUUCAGGAACCUGCAGUCCAAGAGGAAAAAGAAAAGAACAAAGUUACUGAAGGCCUUUAGAAGACAGAGAAGCGUGCUCAGUUCUAACAGGCCAUUCUCAGUGGCUGUAAGUUAGCCUUCUACUUAAUUCCACAAACUCUCAUUAGAAAUACAAAAUAAGCUUUUUUUUUCCCAGUAAUCAAGUUGUGCAAUGCAGUUUCCAAUCCUCAGUGAUUUAACAAUGAGGAGAAUUCCUGUACAUUUAAGACACUGUCUUCAGACUAAACACAAUACAAUUCAAAGACUUAGUUAACACACACAGAUUAAGAAUAUAAAAUCAUUCCCUUAUCAGGAGCAGAGAGUUUCCAUUAAGACAUCAAGCAUUACACGUGAUCUUUUUUUGUCUGUUCAAGGUAUCUAGAGUUAAAACAAUGACAUCAUGUCACAUACAGAACAUUCUACGUUACAAGUACUGAAAAGGAAGGAGAUAGGUCAGUGGACUUUCUGUCCUUCUUAAUCAUAAUGUUUUUUCCUGAGUAUUUUCGUUGAACUUUCAGAAUCAGAAAACAUUUUCCUGUUUAAGAAGUGAAAGCUGCCAAGUAUUUGCUAAGGAAGGAAAUUAAUAAUUUUCAGUAACUGAGUUCAGUUAGUUAUUAGAGGAAAAAGAUCUCUGUUUUAAGAAUAUAGUUUAAGUCAUAAAAGUGGGAACAGUAAA
Molecule: messenger RNA, 10310 nt
Organism: Passer domesticus (house sparrow)
Lineage: Eukaryota; Metazoa; Chordata; Aves; Passeriformes; Passeridae
Gene: BCAR3
Product: BCAR3 adaptor protein, NSP family member
Exons: 16
Coding region: 3502-6189 (895 amino acids)
Biological process (GO): small GTPase-mediated signal transduction; positive regulation of peptidyl-serine phosphorylation
Molecular function (GO): guanyl-nucleotide exchange factor activity; phosphotyrosine residue binding
Source: RefSeq, a predicted model, not a curated record